Messenger RNA from Bufo gargarizans (Asiatic toad), 2940 nucleotides. Its product is annotated as oocyte zinc finger protein XlCOF6-like. NCBI's taxonomy places the organism in Eukaryota, Metazoa, Chordata, Amphibia, Anura, Bufonidae. The transcript has 7 exons. The record is from RefSeq and is a predicted model, not a curated record. Gene Ontology annotation, molecular function: DNA-binding transcription repressor activity, RNA polymerase II-specific. Bases 201 to 2567 code for a protein of 788 amino acids. Gene Ontology annotation, biological process: negative regulation of transcription by RNA polymerase II.
GACAUCACCACAGGUCCUUUACCCCCUCCAGCAGCACAUCCUGGAGCCUGACUCCUCCCACACAUGAUCACAUGGCCAUGACAUCAUGAAAGGUCCUUUAGCCCACCAGUCUCUGGUCUCCAGUGGAGGUUCCUACAAUAUAGGAUCCGCUCAGUGGAGAUCUUCUAUAUAAGAUCCUUCUUCUGAUUGACCAAUCAAGGAUGGAUAGGGACAGAGACAAUAUGGCGGAGAGUAUAAUAAAUCUCACCCUAGAGAUCCUCUUCCGGCUUACUGGAGAGGACUACACAGUAGUGAAGAAGACAUCUGGUGAGCGCUGUCAGGACCCUGUGUCUGAAGGAUGGGGAAGAACCCUGAGCCUAAUCACAGGGCCUCCACCUCCCCUCCUGAUACAUGAGAAAAUCAAUAGAGAGAAGAUCCUAGAACUCACCAACAAGAUGAUUGAGCUGCUGACUGGAGAGGUUCCUAUAAGGUGUCAGGAUGUCACCAUCUAUUUCUCCAUGGAGGAGUGGGAGUAUUUAGAAGGACACAUAGAUCUGUACAAGGACAUCAUGAUGGAGGACCACUGGCCUCUAACAUCACCAGUUAUAUCCAGUAAGAUGACAACACUGGAGAGAUGUCCCACUCCUUUUCUUCCACAGGAUGGUUCAGAAGAACAUCACAAUGUCCCACGGGAUGAUGAUCAGCUUGUGAAUCCGGGUGAAGAGCUCAACAUUAUAUAUAUUACAGAGACACAUGUGAGGGGUGCUGAGCAGAUUCCAGAGGACAUUCUUACAGAUAUCCACCCAGAUGACUGUAACAGGAGCUCAGAACAACAUCUGGUGUCUUCACAUUUUAAAGCAGAAGAUCAUGUUGUCACACAAGAUACCUGUGAAAAACAUGCCAUUAUCACACAUGUACCCUAUGACAUUCAUAGCAAAAAUCCAUCAUCUGAUGCUAUGAAACACACGGAAGAGAAGCCAUUUUCAUGUUCAGAAUGUGGGAAAUGUUUUGCUUCCAAAAAGACUCUUGUUAUGCACCAGAGAAUUCACACAGGAGAGAAGCCAUAUUCAUGUUCAGAAUGUGAGAGAUGUUUUGCUUGGAAAUCAGAUUUCAUUAGGCAUAAGAGAAAUCAUACAGGGGAGAAGUUUUUAUGUUCGUAUUGCGGGAAAUGUUUUAACCAGAAAUCAGAUCUUGUUAUACAUCAGAGAUGCCACACUGGGUCGAAGCUAUUUGCAUGUACAGAAUGUAAUAAAUGUUUUAACCAGAAAUCAGAUCUUGUUAGACAUCAGAGAAUUCACACAGGGGUAAAGCCAUUUUCAUGCCCAGAAUGUGGGAAAUGUUUUACUCAAAAAUCAAGUCUUGAUUACCAUCAGAGAACUCACAUAGGAGAGAAGCCAUUUUCAUGUUCAGAAUGUGGGAAGUGUUUUACGUUAAAAUCAAUUCUUCUUAAACAUGAGACACGUCACAUGGGGGACAAGCCAUUUUUAUGUUCAGAAUGUGGGAAAAAUUAUAGCUCUAAAUCAGCUCUUCUCAUUCAUCAGAGAAUUCACACAGGGGAGAAGCUAUUUUCAUGUUCUGAAUGUGGGAAGUGUUUUACAUUGAAAUCAAAUCUUCUUAAACAUGAGAGACGUCACACAGGGGACAAGCCGUUUUUAUGUUCAGAAUGUGGGAAAAAUUAUAGUUCUAAAUCAGCUCUUCUCAUUCAUCAAAGAAUUCACACAGGGGAGAAGCCAUUUUCAUGUUUAGAAUGUGGGAAAUGUUUUAACAAGAAAUCAAAUCUUGUUACACAUAAGAGAACUCAUACAGGGGAGAAGCCAUUCUCAUGUUCAGAAUGUGGGAAAUGUUUUAACAGGAAAUUACAUCUCGUUACACAUCAGAGAAUUCACACAGGAGAGAAGCCAUAUUCAUGUUCCGAAUGUGGGAAAUGUUUUACUUGGAAAUCAUAUUUUGUUAAACAUCAGAGGAGUCACACAGGGGAGAAGCCAUGUUUAUGUUCAGAAUGUGGGAAAUGUUUUACAAACAGAUCAAAUCUUUUGAAACAUAGGCAUAUUCACACAGGGGUGAAACCACAUUCAUGUUCUGAAUGUAGGAAAUGUUUUACCCAAAAGUCAGCGCUUGUUAUGCAUCAAAGAACUCACACAGGGGAGAAGCCAUUUUCAUGUUUAGAAUGUGGGAAAUAUUUUACUUCAAAAUCAGCUUUUGUUAGACAUCAGAAGAUUCACACAGGGGAGAAGCCAUAUUCAUGUUCUGAAUGUAGGAAAUGUUUUACCCAGAAGUCAGCGCUUAUUACGCAUCAAAGAACACACACAGGGGAGAAGCCAUUUUCAUGUUUAGAAUGUGGGAAAUGUUUUACUACAAAAUCUGCUUUUGUUAGACAUCGGAGGAGUCACACAGGGGAGAAGCCAUUUUCAUGUUCAGAAUGUGGGAAAUGUUUUACUUCGAAAUCAAAUCUUGUUACACAUCAGAUAAUUCACACAGGAGAGAAGCCAUAUUCAUGUUUAGAAUGUGGAAAAUGUUUUAACAGGAAAUCAAAUCUUGUUACACAUCAGAUAAUUCACACAGGGGAGAAGCCAUAUUCAUGUUCUUAAUGCGGGAAAUGUUUUAACUGGAAAUCAAAUUUUGUUAGACCAAGAGAAUGUUCACAAGGAAAAAGCCAUUUUUAUCACAUCUUUCUAAACAUCAAAGAACUCACACAGGGGAGAAGCCAUUUUCUUUCGUUAAACUAAAGAAAAAUAUCACUUACAGUCAAAGUAAAGUCAUGUCACACAAACGAAAGAGAAAUCAAGAUUCAUAAAUGAUGAUUAUGAAAUGUAUGUACUAAUUACCAAUCAAUGUCUCUUAUCCAAAAAGCAAAAAUAAUCCAGAUAACUCACCUAUAUAUCCACCAUAUGCAGAGAAUAUUUUACAUUCAUUUAUUUAACUAAAUAUUAAAACUUGUUUCCAAUUAUUAAAAAUAUUUGC